AUGACAGUCGAGUACAUCGAGGCGGACGGCGGCAAGCUUGCGUUUGAAGUUGUAGGCACUGGUCCUCUCAUCAUCUGCUCGCCGGGCUUGGGAGACACGCGCGAUGCAUACGAUCCCCUCGUUGGAGAACUCGUGGCCUCCGGAUAUCGCGUCGCCCGCGUCGAUCUACGCGGACACGGCGACAGCACAGCCACAUUCAACGGCUACGGAGACGAAGCAACGGCCGAGGACUUCCUCGCCGUGGUCCAGAAGCUCGGAGGCGGCCCGGCAGUUCUCAUCGGCGCCUCCUUGUCCUCCGCCGCCGCCGUCAUCGCCGCGGGACGCCGGCCGGACCAAGUCGCCGGCCUGGUCCUCAUCGCGCCGUUCCUCCGCAACGGGAUGGGGGCCGUGAUGCGACGCGUCUUGCACCUGGUGUUGAUGAAGCCGUGGGGUCCGUUUGCCUGGCGCAUGUACGCGGCCAAGCUGUGGCCCGGUCUGGCUGUUGACAAGGCCAAAGAACGAGCAGCCAGCUCGACGGCCUUGCUGCAACGUCCCGGGCGGUGGCCAGCCUUCCACGCCUCAUCGAAUGCUGAUCAUCGCGUUGUUCAGCCGUGGAUCGCCCGUGUCCAGGCUCCGGUUCUCAUCGUCAUAGGCGAUGCUGAUCCGGACUGGAAGGACCCGGUGGGCGAGGCGCAAUGGGUUGCAUCCAACUUCAGCCAGGUCGAGACCAUCACCGUUCCUGGUGCCGGACAUGCACCCAUGUUUGAGCUUCCUCAUCUCGUUAGUCCAGGAGUGCUUCAGUUUCUUGAGAAGACCCGCACAGCUGGGGCUUUCAAUCCUCCCAGUACAGCCUAG
Molecule: messenger RNA, 834 nt
Organism: Ilyonectria robusta
Lineage: Eukaryota; Fungi; Ascomycota; Sordariomycetes; Hypocreales; Nectriaceae
Product: Alpha/Beta hydrolase protein
Exons: 1
Coding region: 1-834 (277 amino acids)
Molecular function (GO): catalytic activity
Source: RefSeq, a predicted model, not a curated record